Messenger RNA from Drosophila ficusphila, 2520 nucleotides. It is a transcript of the gene Naa35, whose product is annotated as N-alpha-acetyltransferase 35, NatC auxiliary subunit homolog. Gene Ontology annotation, cellular component: NatC complex. The transcript has 6 exons. The coding region runs from base 159 to 2468 and encodes 769 amino acids. NCBI's taxonomy places the organism in Eukaryota, Metazoa, Arthropoda, Insecta, Diptera, Drosophilidae. Gene Ontology annotation, biological process: N-terminal peptidyl-methionine acetylation. The record is from RefSeq and is a predicted model, not a curated record.
CUAACAGUUACAUAUGUUUAUUCGUAAAAAGUAGAACUUUUAUAAAUAAGGGAGAAUUGGUGGCAAAUCGAGCCACAGGUCGCUCCAGCUGUACCGCCUGAAUAGGAUAUAGAAUAUUUCGACCUCUGCCUUUUUCACGAUAGAAGGAACCAAGCACAAUGAAUGGAAGCGUUGCGGAGCCUACGGAUUUCCAAGCGGCCACUGCCGCCGCGGCAGCAGCUGCACUGGCAAGUAGUGCGGAACAGGACGAGUGGAGCGUGGGCGAGUGUGGGUUUCUGGAUCCCGAUGUGCAGCGCACAAUGAGAAGCGGCAGUGCUGCCGAGGACAUUACCCAGUACCCAAUGCACGGCUGGGUGGACGUCACCCGGGAGUUUCACGACGCCUGCGCUGAGCUGCAGCCCGGAGAACUUGCCCAGGACAUGCUGUUCGGUCUUUUUGAGGCCAUGUCGGCCAUCGAGAUCAUGGAUCCCAAGAUGGACGUGGGCAUGGGCUUCGACAAGCUGGACCUGCCGCCGCCGUCCUUUGAGGCAGCCAUUGCGACGGGCGCCAUCAAGCUGGACGAUCUCACGCCCUCCGAACUGAUCGGCAUCUACGAUGCCUUGUUUUCCUGCCUCGUGUCCUGGCUGGAGGGCAACUCCAUGGACCAGGUGCUCUUUACCUGCCUCUACCUGCACGCUCCCUCUCAGAUCAAGGAUAAGGCAUUGCGCGUCUUCUGCACUGCCGUGCGCAAUCUCAUCGUUGUCAUCAAGAACAUCAUUGCCGUGGCAGCCGUCAACGAAGAGGAGGACUUCCAGUUGUACGGCAACUCCGCUCUCUUGGCCGCAGAGAAGGCACAGCCGGGGACGGUCUACAGUUUGCUCAAAGAAGUGGAAGACGAACUGGUGCGAAAGUGCAAGAAGCUAACUACCACGGAGGACUGGAUGGCCGUGGUUCAUCGGCUGCGGUUUAUGCGGCACCUCUUCCAGGUUAUCUACCACGUGGAGCAGAUGGCCAGCUCCGACACGGUAGACGAUAAGGUCGAUAUCUACAAAAUCCUGCUAGUGGCUUCGGAAAUGCUUCCGGGCAUAAGAAACACAUUGGAUCGGGGCACCCAACCCGAGAAGGGAUCUGAAGCCCCGAACCCCAUGGGCUUCUCACCCCGAAUCCACGAUCGUAGUCAGCCGCCCGCUUUUCCGCGAAGCAUCAAGAUCAGAGAUCGUCCGGCCAGCUAUCAGUUCCUCGAGGAAAUGAUUUCGCGCUUCAAGUACGCAUGUAAGGUUACUAAGUACAAGGACUACUACUCGGCACUGAACUUCUUCAUUGAGUACAGCAAAAAGUCGGGCCAGUGCAUCCUGUCCAGAAGCGUUCUGCAGACUUUGUUUAGCGCCAACAUGAGGGUAGCGCACGGGAAGCUUCCCAUGAAGCAGUUCCUGCGCCACUCAGUGCAGACAUUCAACUCGCCGCCCGUGCUAAAUAUUAAGCAUCCCGUGUCCGCCGACCCCAAGGUUCAGCAGCACCUUGAAAACUUCUUCCGUUACUGCAUCAAUAUGAACACCUUCACGCAAUUUAUCCGCAUUUGCGGAUUCAAUCGCGCUAGGCAGCGCGACAAGCUGGCCCGCCUGAUUGAGCACUUUGACACCAUCCAAGUAGACGCGGCGCGGCUGGACUCGUUGAUGAACCAACUGGCCAACGAACGGGCGAUGGAGGGCAACGAAACAAUGGCAACCGCCCUAAAGCACAGCACCCACUUCUCCACCUGGGUGCUGUACAACUGCUUCCGUGCCAUGCUGAUCUUCCUAAUGUCCGGCUUUGAACUGGAACUGUACGCCGUGCACGAGUUCCUCUACAUCUACUGGUACCCAUACGAGUUUUUGAUCGGCUUCCUGGUCUCCGCGCUGACACGCACGGAGAACAUCCUGCUGGCCCAGGAGGAGUACGCCGAGCACCAGAGCAAGAUCCUGUCGGGCGGCGGUGGAGCAGCAAAGAACCGCAAAGCAGCCAAGCCGAAGAAAAAUAAGAAGCAGCAACGUCCCUACCGCGCCGAGAUCGUCUUCUACCACGCCCUCCUCAGCCUCUGCGGCGGAAUGUACAAGGCCAUGGGCGCCCUAACGAAAGACGGACGCGUCCGACUGCCGUUGUCCAAGUUCGACAACGAGGAGAUCCGCUACAACCGUCGCUUCCUGCCCUUCGCCACGCUCACCAGCCCACCUCCGGUCUCAUACGCGGAGUUCAAAAACAUUCGGGAGCACAUGAUGCGGCCCAGCGUGGAGGAUCUGUACACCUAUGCGGCUAAGCACUUCGACCAGGCCCGCAAUGUCCUCGAGAGCAUUCAGAACCCUGAUCAGGAGAUGCUCGACCUUCUUCAAAUUGCGCGAACCAACUUUGUGGUAAUGAAUGUGCUGGCUCGCGGUCACCAGAAGGAAGUAAAGCGCCAGCCCGAGUUUGACUUCUCGAAGCAUAGCUACUUUCCCAUCAUAAAGCUGAAGUAGAUGUUCGUGUUCCGUAAUUGACAAGAAUAAAAUUUAAAUGUAUGCAUUUUAA